Molecule: messenger RNA, 2195 nt
Organism: Aspergillus alliaceus
Lineage: Eukaryota; Fungi; Ascomycota; Eurotiomycetes; Eurotiales; Aspergillaceae
Exons: 1
Coding region: 363-2039 (558 amino acids)
Source: RefSeq, a predicted model, not a curated record
UCCCUAUGGAAGGGGACUAUGUAAGGUCUUUUAACGUCCGUGCUUUCGGAUCAUUGAGCUUUGUUUACACCACCGUGCAUUGGCAUGCGCCGGCUGCUCUUCCCGGCCUAGCCACCAAACGUAUUGGGUGGGCUCGAGACAUUAACGAGUAUCAACAGCUAGUUUGGGGUAAUGUGUAUAAACACAACCCCUUCGCCCUUGCUAUUCUCCGUCUUCUAGUCACCCCCCUCUCCUCCCUCCCCAAACUUCCUUGUUCCUGGCUACCAUUAGAUAUUGCACGUCGGUAUCCAUUUCUUCCGAUGAGCGCCCUGCACCUUUGAGCAUACACUCAACAGCACUGUGAUCGCUGGAAACAUUGCUCCAUGGCUACCGCAUAUCAUCCACUCCCGGGGGAAUUGAACGCUUUCCGCCGUGGCCGCAACAGAUCACAGACGACCGUUGGCUUGCCGUCGUCACCCCAAACGAAGCGAGCUUCAUCAUAUUAUCCACCGAGAGAACCGGCAACGCCAGACGACACAAACCCUUUCUACCUGGACCACACUUUGGAGGACGGGGCCUGGCGAGCUUAUCAGCCGGGCGCUCGCGAUGUUAGAUUCAGUGAGGAAGCUAAUCAGUAUUAUAUGUUAUCCUCCGUGAAGCCCGGAAAAGAGCUUCCAGUCUCUAACGCCAUCCGUGGGGGGUCUGCAAGAUCUCGUACUAAUAUCAAUCGGUCCACACUAUCGGUGGUCGAACUGGAACACCAGCUCGCCCUUCAACAGGUUACACCCCAACCGUGGGGCCACUCCAGCCAUUACAGUCAAGGCUCCUUUGGAUCCGUAUACACGGAGGUUACCCCGGACUUGACCCCAAGCAGCUCCUUCUCUUCGAACUACUCUGCCCCAAUACACCCUGACAUCAUCUCAAAGGCGGGUGAGCAGUUUGCUCGUCAUUCCUAUAAAGAUACGACAUCCGGUAACCAGGCAGUCCUCUACCAGUCGACGGCCCAGAAUCGUUCUCGAACGAUCCUACCUGCUCAGCAGCCAGCUACCCCAACCCGAGAAGCUAGUCUUCGAACUGUUCCAUCCAACGCGUCGUCUGACACUUUAGUCAUGCCUCUGCCAGACGCUCAAGAGUCCCCUCGUGGAAAGCCCCUGCCAUCCCUUCCUCCCGUUGCGCGCAACGGGAAUACUCUAGCAAAUAGAAGAGUACAACUGCCUGGUGGGAAACCCCCAAUUGCACCAUCAAUGAUUUCUCCUCCCUGCCGCAUCAACCCCGUUACCAUGGAGCCUCACACCACCCACUUUGAUCAAGCAUUGUUCAUCCCGGCCAAUGACUGCCCCAGUCCUGUUCCAAGUCCGGGCCCUAACUCUCCUUCUAUAGAACGGCAAGCUGGUUUUGGGCGGGAUCGGCCGUCCACGUCCACGUCUGAAAUGGUUUGUGAACAGUCAGUGUGGGAAUCGGACUCCGACGGUGAGGGCAUGGAUCCGAAGUCGCUGUCGCGCAAGCCCAUCGAUACGCUCAAAAAGGUCCGCAGCCGUGUGCACCUACGGGUGGCCAAAUCGGCCCCAAAACUUCAGAACUCAAACAACAACACCCCGGUUCUGGAAAAGUUCCCGACGAUGCCGGAGCAGCCUCCGGAAGAACGCUAUCCACCGCCUUCAAGGUCAAUCGGCAAAGCUCGACUGGCCGAUAUAUACCCAUCUGCACAACAAAGCCUGCGCCUGGUGCCUCCUUCCACGACGUCUCUUGUACCGCCGAGAACACCAAGGUCCCGUCAGAACAGCAAGGACGAGCGUCCCAACAUUGACAUGGAUCGAUCCACGGCCGCCGCCGCUAUGCAGGCGAAAUCGAGGCGUAAACCUCAGUCCAACUCACCCCAAACGUCCCUAUCAACCCACGGGGAGAAGAUAUGUACCAUGUGCCGCGAGGAGCGGUCGGAUAAAGCGCUGCACAGCCUAACACUGUCACGGCAACCUCUCUACAAGCGGGUGUGGGAAUCACUGCGCGUGCUCGGCUGUCAUGGGGAUAUCUCGCCUCCUAGACCCCGCAAGGCCAUGUAAAUUGUCUUGUCUUUUGAUUUGAUGCUGAGCUUUUAUGAGUUUGAAACCGGUGUGACAAGACUUUCUAAAAGCGAUGGUAUUUACGACAAUCUUUUCUCGUUUGACCGUCCGGACGAUAACGAUGACGUUUGUUCUCUAUAUAAUGUCUUAUGAAGC